Molecule: messenger RNA, 669 nt
Organism: Oppia nitens
Lineage: Eukaryota; Metazoa; Arthropoda; Arachnida; Sarcoptiformes; Oppiidae
Product: sarcoplasmic calcium-binding proteins I, III, and IV-like
Exons: 6
Coding region: 17-625 (202 amino acids)
Source: RefSeq, a predicted model, not a curated record
UUUUCAAUAAUCAUCGAUGUCUUUAAGACACAAACAUUUAUUUACAUUUUUGAACUUUUGGGACGCCAAUCACGACGGCAUCCUUUCAUGGAAUAGCUUUCAAACAUUAGCUGAAAAUUUUGCAAAACUUCAGCGAAAAGGAAAGUUAGAGAAAGAAGUUGUCGAUCGAUGGAAAGCCAUAUUUGAGAAGUGGUGGCAUGAGUUGACUGCUUAUGCCGACGAAAAUAAAGACACUCUCGUAGAGUUCGAUGAAUGGCUUAAAUUCUUUGAAAAAUUGGGAAAAAAUACUAAAACAUAUCAAGAAUUGCCUGAAUUCUUGAAGACAUAUCUUCACUUAUUCUUUCUCUGUUGUGAUUAUAAUAAAGAUGCAUUAUUUUGUCAAAAAGAUUAUAAGAAAUACCUGACGACUCAUAAUAUGGACACAACUAAAGCUGAAGAGCACUUCAAAUAUAUGCUAAUUGAAGAAGACGUGGCCAAUGGUAACGCCAUGACAUCCGACAGAUUUAAAGAUCUUGUUUAUGAUUUCUGGGUAUCCACUGAUCCAGAGAGCAAAGGCAAGUAUAUCUGUGGACCAUUUGAUCAGUCAAUUAAUGAAUUGGAGCUGAAGAUCAAAAAGAGAGACUAAUUUAUAAUAUAUAUAUUGUAUAUCUUUAUUAAUCAUUACCGAUA